UUCGUAUACUAGUUAAUAUAAUUUAUUCUGCUCAAAUAAUGAAAACGCCUGAUAAUUAAAUACUUGACCGUAUAUUUCAUUAUGGACUUGUAUUUUGAAACAAGUCAACCGGAAGUGGUUGUGGGUAUUUGUUUUGCAUCGUUUUUAUCGUCAAGCUUCCUGGAGCACCGGUGGCUGAGUCAGUUUCGCAGAGCGAAAGCUAAAGAUGGUUUUGGUUUUGAUUUUGAUUUGUCGUUAAUAAUUUAUUCAGACAGACAUGAAUGUGAUUAAGACGAGUAGUGAAUCAGUUCACGAGAGGAGUCAUUUAUGGGGGGAGAUCGUGAGAUUUUCCCAUAAAUAACGUAGACUAGCUGAAGUUACUGUCCUGUAAUCUGCUCAAUAACUGAUUUGAACCAGUUCGUAUUAUUUAAAUAUCGCGAUCGAUAGUCAUUCAUCGUUGUUAAAAUUUCGGCAUCAGAAGACGUGCGUGACGGUGUUUAAACUCCACGAGCGGUGCAGAUAUGGGAUAACAGCAGUAAUCGGAUUAAACGGCUUUAGACUUCACUUUUGUACACUAACUGUUUGCAUGUUGACAUGGAUCAGAGGAGUCAAGAGAGUCAAGGGAAUAUGGAAGAGGUGAAGAUAUGUGAUCCAUCCAUCCUUCCGCAAUAUCUUGAUCAGACAGAUGCUGCUUACUCCGAUAGUGACGUCCCAUCAGAAAACCAUUGUGUGAAUGAAGAUCACAGGAUGCCUUCAGACCCAGAGGGGCUCUUGGUGUCAGCAGACCCUACAUCAAUAGAGAGCAGACAGCCACAAGAGCUUUUAACAGAUAUGCAGAAGCUCCACAUUGAUGAAGACCGGUCUCUGUGUGCCGGGGCUUCGGAGACUGAUUCUGGGAAAGCGUCUGAGGACUCUGCAUUAGCCGACAAUGGCCACGAUGACUCGGGUGAGUUUGUCGUAACCAUGUUAGCCCGGGGUAAAAUGGAAGAGCAGGGAAUUGGUAUGAAAGGAGCUUCGCCCCCUCUAUCUGAGACCGGCACACCUCUGGGACCUCCCUCGCACAGGAAUGAGGAUGUGACGGCGGAGAGUUGGAGACAGCACAGGAAGCAUGUAUUUGUGCUGAGCGAGGCUGGGAAGCCCAUCUACUCCCGAUAUGGAAGUGAGGAGGCCCUGUCCUCCACCAUGGGAGUGAUGAUGGCCCUGGUGUCCUUCGUUCAAAGCGGAGACAACAUCAUUCGCUCCGUCUACACUGAUGAGCACACGGUUGUGUUCAUGCAGCAGGGUCCUCUGGUGCUGGUGUCCGUCUCCAGCAGCCGUCAAUCAGAGCAGCAGCUCCAUAACGAACUGCUCUACGUCUACAACCAGAUCGUCAGCAUGCUCACGCAGGCCAGCAUCACCCGCAUCUUCGAGCACAAGAAGAACUAUGAUCUGCGUCGCCUGCUGGCCGGCUCGGAGAAGAUCCUCGAUGGCCUCCUUAACCUUGUGGACUCAGACCCCAGCUUCCUACUCUCCGCCGUGCACUGUCUCCCCUUGGCCUCGUCUCUCAGGGACUCCCUCAGUCAGAUUCUCCAGAAGGCCAUCACACCCAACCUGGUCUUCUCCAUCCUCAUAGCCAAGAACCAGCUGCUCGCCAUAGUGCAAGAGAAGAUGGUCAUCGACGAUGCCCGACUGGAGCCUGCUGACCUCCACCUGCUACUGAACCUCAUCGGGGCCUCGUCCGCCUUCCAGGCUGGGGAGAUCUGGACGCCCAUCUGCCUGCCCAGUUUUAACCCUGACUGUUACUUUUAUGCGUACAUCUCAUAUCUGGACCCUCCUGAAUGUACUGUUUGUCUGGUUCUUCUCUCCACUGAUAAAGAGGCGUUUUAUUCGGUGGCCGAGUGUAAGAGGAAGAUCGAGGAGGCUAUGCAAACGCAGAAUGCACUCAACUCCAUAGCGAAAGCUCAUUCGUACAGCGUUAGUCAGGUGGGAGUGUCUGACCUCAGGCAUUUCAUGUACAAGCCUUUUGAUGUGCCCGACAACCAUCGCCAGCUAACACAGUUCACCAGCCCAGAGAUGGAAGCGCCGUACAGCAGUGAGGAGGAGCAGAUGAGACUCCUGGACCUGUACAGAGACAUGCACGGCCGAAUCCACAGCACCUCACGCCCCCUCAAGCUCAUCUACCACGUGGCCGAACGUGAGACUCUGCUGGCCUGGGUCACAAGCAAAUUCGAGUUGUAUACGUGCUUCAGUCCCCUUGUCACAAAAACCUGUGGCAUCAAUGCCAUCACUAAACUGCUGCGCUGGAUCAAGAAGGAGGAAGACCGUCUGUUUAUCCGAUACCCUCCAAAAUACUCCACCACCCCUAACCCCAGUAAGAGCUCUAAAGGAGAUGCACACUGACCAGACCUGACCCACUGCGUUCUGACCACUAAAAUAGCAGGACGUGCAUCUCUGCAUUCACACUUAACUCAGUUUAGUAAAACAACGGAGAUGAUUCAACCAAAAGAUCCUAAUCUACCGUGGGUUAAUAAGUUAUGUAAAACUGCUGCUUUUGUUUUUUUGUCUUUGACAAUUUGACAGACGCAUCUUGGACUGGAUCUGAUUUUAUGUGGAAGAAAAACAAAUCACAUUUUGUGAUCCUUUUAUUCCAGAACAUUUUGAGCUUUUCAUAGCAAAGGCCCAAUAAAAUGUGGAUUUUUUCCUUCUCAACUGGUGGCAGUGAACAAUUAUUGAAGCUAUAACUGAAUUGUUUUACUUUAUAGUAAAAUUGAAUUGCAUAUAGAUUAGAUGCUAUUAAAUUAACAGAUCAAAUCUGGUUUCCCAGUGAUGAGCUGUUCAUCAUGGUCUAAACCACUUUCUGACAAAGUCUCUAAUUUAGCAUGGCUGCUUGAGCUGUGCAUUGUCACAUUGCACCUUUGUUCUUUCUUGUGAUGUAUUCUUUUAGAGGUUUUCUUUGCCUUUUUGUCUUAUAUGGUUUUCUACUUGAAACUGAACAGACCAAACCUUGCUCCAUUUUAAUGAAAGAAAAUAUCAUGAUGUAACAUAUCACCAGAUCAUAAAAUUCUGUCUUUACUAUGGGAUUAAUGUACUUUCAUUUCUGUCUCCGUUAGGUUACUGCACAGCAUGUGUGGUUUACUGUUGUAUAUAUUUGUUUGCUUCCUGUUUGACAUGCCAGUCAUGAAUCG
Molecule: messenger RNA, 3143 nt
Organism: Sinocyclocheilus anshuiensis
Lineage: Eukaryota; Metazoa; Chordata; Actinopteri; Cypriniformes; Cyprinidae
Product: vacuolar fusion protein MON1 homolog B-like
Exons: 7
Coding region: 574-2358 (594 amino acids)
Biological process (GO): protein targeting to vacuole; vesicle-mediated transport
Cellular component (GO): Mon1-Ccz1 complex
Source: RefSeq, a predicted model, not a curated record